This is a messenger RNA of Salvelinus sp. IW2-2015, 5785 nucleotides long. NCBI's taxonomy places the organism in Eukaryota, Metazoa, Chordata, Actinopteri, Salmoniformes, Salmonidae. The record is from RefSeq and is a predicted model, not a curated record.
UCAGACAUAGGGGAGGGAAAAAGCGAAGUGAUCCAUUGAACCAAAAGUCUUUGCCCUCUCUAAAUUACGUAGUGGCCCAUAUCUUUUCUCUUUUUUUUCCACUUAAAAAAAAAAUUGUUUUUCUUUCUUUUGUACUUGAAGACCUCUGGUUAUUGGUAAUUAGCUUGAGGAGAAUAAAACCAGCCGAUAGGGAGAGGGGUGGUGCAUUGUGGAGCGAGAUGGCUAACAGAAUGGUUCUAUCACUCCUUCAUGGUUUCUUCUACCUAUCUCUGAUUCAGCCCUCUCUUCAAGGAGGUGUGUACGUACCGGCUGGUGCUGGAGUCGGACCAGGAGCAGGAGGAUCUGGACCAGGUGCUGGUCUCUACCCAGGAGCUGGUGGGAUACCCGCAGGAGCAGGCUACAAACCAGCUAAAACUAGUGCUGGAGGAUAUGGAGGACGGGGUGGUGUUGGUGCUGGAGGUCUGGUCCCUGGUGGCGGGGCUGGAGGCAUAGGAGCAGGAGGCCUCGGAGGAGGAGGAGUUGGUGGAAAGGGCCCCAAACCUGGUUAUGGGAACCUUGGUGCUGGUGGUGUUGGGGGCGGUGGUCUUGGUGUUGGAGGAUAUGGAGCUGGUCCUGGAGCCACCGGUCUAGGAACAGGAAGCUUUGGAGGAGGAGGAGGAUACGCUAAGCCUGGAGCUGGUUAUGGAGGAGGCUCGCCGUAUGGAGGAGGCUCGCCGUAUGGAGGCUCGCCUUAUGGAGGAGGUGGUGCUGGGGGCUUCUUCCCUGGAGGUGGUCUGGGACAGAAGGCAGGACCCAAACCAGGCUAUGGGGCAGGAGCUGGACUACAACCAGGCUAUGGUGCAGGUGGACUACCCGGGGGUGGACUACAGCCAGGCUAUGGCGGUGGUGGAUUACAGCCAGGUCUAGGGGGACCUGGAGGCGCAGGAACAGGAGCUGCAGUGCCUGCAGGAGCACCUGUUAUUCCUCAGACUGGACUACCUGGAGGUGGGCUGGGACCUGGUGCCGGAAAAGGAAAGCCUCCAAAAGGAGGAGUGCCAGGUGUGGGGGUGCCUGGACUUUACCAAGGUGGCCAGGUGCCAGGACAAGGGUUUGGUGGUCGUGGAGUGCUGCCCGGUGUGGCCACUGGGAACGGACUCAAUCCCAAAUCAUUGCCAGGUGGAGGACAACAGGGACCAGGAGGCUCAGGUCGUGUUGGUUAYGGAGGCCCAAUGCAGCCAGGAGUAUUCCAUGGAUACCCACUCAAAACACCCAAAACACAAGGUGGCUAUGGAGCGAAAGCUGGAGGAGCUGGAGGCAAACUUCCAUUUGGAUAUGGGGGCUUUGGUGGUGGUGGUGGAGCAGGCCUUCCUGGGGGAAAAGGAGGUCCUGGAUCCAAGCCUGGAUACCCCAUUGGAACUGGUGUGGGGACAGGAGGUCUUAACCCGGCCCAGGCUCAAGCUAAAGCUGCUAAAUAUGGUGCUGGUUUGGGUGGUGUGCCUGGUGCAGGUGGAGCCUACCCUGGAGCGGGAGGAGCUUACCCUGGAGGAUAUAAUCCUGCUGCAGCCAAAGCUGCUAAAUAUGGAGUCCCAGGAGGUGCAGGGGGCRUCCCAGGUCUUGGAUCAGUAGCAGGAGGAGCAGGAGGAGUACCUGGAGGGGUACCCGGAGGAGCUGGAGGAUAUAACCCUGCUGCGGCCAAAGCUGCUAAAUAUGGAGUUCCAGGAGGUGCAGGAGCAGGCCUAGGAGCUGGAGGACUUGGCGGAGUACCAGGAGGGGGAGGGGGGGGUGUACCUGGGGCUGGAGGAUAUAAUCCCGCGGUGGCCAAAGCAGCUAAAUAUGGACUCCCAGGAGGAGGUGCAGGCGGUCUUCCAGGUGCUGGAUUAGUUGCAGGAGGAGUAGGAGGAGUACCAGGAGCUGGGGCUGGAGGAUAUAAUCCUGCUGCGGCCAAAGCCGCUAAAUAUGGAGUUCCAGGAGGAGCAGGCGCAGGGUUAGGAGGAGCUGGAGGCUAUGGAGUGGGAGCCAGGCCUCCCUAUUACGGUGUUCCAGGGAGUGCUGGAUUUGGGGGAGCAGGGGCUUUUCCAGGGGCUGGAGGAUACAACCCUGCCACCAAAGCUGCUAAAUAUGGAGUACCAGGAGGUGCGGGAGCRGGCCUAGGAGCUGGAGGACUUGGAGGAGCAGGRGGAGGGGUACCAGGGGCUGGGGCUGGAGGAUAUAACCCUGCUGCGGCCAAAGCUGCUAAAUAUGGAGUUCCAGGAGGUGCAGGAGCAGGCCUAGGAGCUGGAGGAGUACCAGGAGGAGGAGGGGGUGUACCUGGGGCUGGAGGAUAUAAUCCCGCUGCAGCCAAAGCUGCUAAAUAUGGAGUUCAAGGAGGUGUAGGAACAGGCCUAGGAGCAGGAGGACUUGGAGGAGCAGGAGGAAUACAGGGAGGAGUACCUGGAGGAGGAGCAGGGGUUGUCCCUGGGGCUGGAGGAUAUAAUCCUGCUGCGGCCAAAGCUGCUAAAUAUGGUCAGGGGGCUGCUGGUGGGCCAGGGGGUGGAUAUGGUGGUGUGCCUGCUGGAGGAUAUCCCAGGCCUGGGAGCUAUGGGGGAUAUGGAGGGGCAGCAGGAGGGGCAGGAGCUGGAGGAUAUAAUCCUGCUGCGGCCAAAGCUGCUAAAUAUGGAGCUGGAGGAGCUGGCCUAGGAGCUGGAGGAGCUGGCCUAGGAGCUGGAGGAGCCGGCAUAGGAGGAGCAGGAGGAGGGCCAGGGACUGGGGCUGGACCAGGAUAUGGAGGCUAUGGAGGAUAUGGAGGGGUACCAGCAGGAGGGGCUGCCGCUGCUGCCAAAGCUGCUAAAUAUGGAGUUCCAGGAGGAGCUGGCGUGGCCGGGAGAGCAGGAGGGGUACCCGGGGCUGGAUAUGGAGGACAUAAUCCUGCUGCGGCCAAAGCUGCUAAAUAUGGAGUUCCAGGAGGUGCAGGAGCAGGCCUAGGAGCUGGAGGACUUGGWGGAGUACCAGGGGCUGGAGGAUAUAACCCUGCUGCGGCCAAAGCUGCUAAAUAUGGAGUCACCGGAGGUGCAGGAGCAGGCAUAGGAGCUGGAGGAGCAGGAGGAUUACCAGGAGGAGGAUUACCAGGAGGAGGAGGAGGGGGUGUAACUGGGGCUGGUGGAUAUAAUCCCGCUGCAGCCAAAGCUGCUAAAUAUGGAGUCCCAGGAGGUGUAGGAACAGGCUUAGGAGCAGGAGGAUUUGGAGGAGCAGGAGGAGUACAGGGUGGAGUACCUGGUGGAGUAGGAGCUGAAGGAUAUGAUCCCGCGGCCAMAKCUGCUAAAUAUGGUAAGCCAAACGGAGUGGGCAUCGGUGGAGAAGGUGUACCAGCGCCAGCAGCGACUCCAAGUCCAGGUGUGGGCGUGGGUGGUGGUGUUGGAGGAACUGCCAUUGAGCACACUGACUUACCAGUGGGCACAGGGAUACCUAUCGCAGGCAAACCAGAUCCCACACCUAUUGGCACACAGGCCACAGAGGCCCCAGAGCCAGAGCCCAGUGCCACAGGAUUACCAGGAGUUGGUGCUGGGGUGCUUCAACCUAGUGCUGGUACAGGCCCAGCUCAGCCUGGUGUGGGUGUCGGAGCAGGUGGCAAAGCUCCUAAACCCCCUGGUGCGGGGGGAUACCCGUAUGGUGGUUAUGGACAGGCAGGACGACUCCCGUAUGGUCAUGGACAGGGUGCAGGUGCAGGUGGAUAUCCCUAUGGAGGAGGCUAUGGAACUCCAUACGKAGCAGGAGCUGGACAACUUCCUGGAGCCAAGCCCCUGAAACCUCCAGUUGUGGGAGGAGCAGGCGGUGUGGCUGGAGGAGCAGGUAUUCCUCUUACUGGAGCCGGUGGUGGUGCAGGGGGAUACCCGUAUGGUUAUGGUCAAGGUGGUUAUGGACAGGGACAGGGUGCGAGGUAUCCUGCUGGUGUUGGUCUGGGAGCAGGGGCAGGAGCAGGUCAAAAAGCACCCAAACCCCCAGGUUAUGGUAACCUGGGUGCUGGUGGUGCUGGUUAUAAUCCAGGAGCUGGUGCAGUCCCAGGUUACGGAGGUGGCUACCCACAACAACGGGGCUACCCACAGCAAGGUGGCGGCUACCCACAGCAAGCCUACCCGGGAGCAUACGGAGCAGGCCAGACGGCACCACUGACUCCUCAACAAGCCAAAGCAGCCAAGUAUGGCCCACUCCAGAGCUUCCUUGGUGGAGCAGGAGGAGGAGGCUACAGACCAGGAGGAGUUGCUGCUGGAUGCCAAAGCAAAUACUGUGGAAGGCGGAAGUAGAGGGUGUUCUUGAGAAGAAGUUGAAUUUCAAGAAACAAUGGUGCUACUGCAUUAUCUAGAAUGUACAUUUUAUAUGCACAAAAUCCCCCAUUACAGUAUGUAAAGAUAUGUUGUACUUUAUUUGAUAUUUUUUAUACAAACCCACCGACCCAGACUUUUGCACACAUUUGAUGUGACUUAGUGUUAUUGAUUGUGCCUUUAUCGUUACAGUGGUCAUGGUGCUCAUCAUCUCUUACUGACAUGCCUGCGAUGCUCCCCUUUUAGUAGCUAUACUCAGUAGUUGUGUGUGCAUGCAUGUGUGUGGGCGUGUUUGCGUGGAUGUGUGCCUAUGUGGCUGUGUGUACGUGUGCGCUUGCACGUGUUGCCAUAGAUGUGUGCGUGUUUGGGUAGAUAGGAGAAUGUGAAAGAUUCUCCAGCUAUAGAAGCACCAGUUCAGUAACUGUACAUCCCUCUACUGCAGUAUCCCCAUGUGCUUAGUGUCUGUGUGUACCAAAGUUGGAGAUCUUCACAUACUGACACGUCAAACUAAGGGUUGAGCUUCAAGAGGUAUGGUUGGUAAAGUGCUGAUAAACUUUGGCCAUGUAUCAGAACUGCCUCCUCUAGCUUUCUAUCAUCUCUGCUGCUAUUUAUAGCCCUGGGUGAAAUAGCAGUAUCAUAGCGGGUGUGUGUGGGCACAGGUUUCACAGUCCAUCUGCCAUCAGUAACUAUUUUAAGUGCCAUGGUUUAAGUAGCCUAUCUUCAGCCUUCUUGCCUUGAUUUCCGCCAAACUUGUGAAGUAUGAAGAGCAGGUUUUGCUCUGAAUGUGGGAAAGCUGAUGACAAUCAAUCCAAAGGUGUUCAWAAGAUUUUUAGGUGAUCUUUAAUGAUAUUCAUAUCAUACAUUGUGUCGGUUUGUACCAAUCCUUUGAAAUGCGGUGUGUUUUGUUUCUUAAAUGAUUUGUAUGUUUUUAGUUUUUAGAAAUGCGGGUUUUACAAAAAUGUAAAAGUAAAACUGAAAUCCUUUCGAUACUGCUCUGGCAUGUAUGACAUGUAUGACAUGAACAUUUUGUUUUCUUAAUUAUGUAUAAUUUUUCUGGUGUCCAAGAUUAAGUGCCUAGAAUGUUAUGCAUAUCUGGAAUCAUUCUAGUUUCACAUGCAGUUAUAGUUUAAUUUAUGCAAAUUGUCUCUCAUUAUUCAAGUUUCAAAUGUUUCUGGUCAGAAAAGUAGACUAUCUCCAGAUUUAUGUAAUCUAGAAUAAGGCAACUAACUGUAUGUUGUACUAAUAGCCCUAGGUUAACAUGACUCUCACUUGCUUCAGUUCUUGUAGCCUACUCCGUGGUGCUUUUUAUGAACUGUGUGAGCCGCUCCUGUCAGGGGCCGCUGCCCUGUGCCGUGGGAUAGUGUUCAUCUUAUUUAAACAGAGAAAAAAUAAGGAAUUAUGGGGUUUUGCACUUUUUAAUUUUCAUCGCACAUUUGACUUGUGCCCAGCAAUACCGGCCUUUUAUUUGCUUCAGUAAAAAAACGAAAUAAAAUUGUUUUAAUGAAUACACA